AUGGCACUGUUUCGGGGUUUUCAGGCAAUAUUACUCUAUCUAACUGCAAGAUGUCUCGCUUCUCCGGCUCUACCAGAGGAGAGCAUGACUACGCCCCAAAUCAUUAGCUACCACGGAUAUCCAGCUGAAAUUAUUACGGCUACAACAGAUGACGGCUACAUUCUUGAAUUACAUCGAAUUCCGUUCGGUAAAAAUGCAACUGAUCGGACGCGAGAUCCAACCCGUCCAGUCGCUUUCCUACAACAUGGUCUUCUCGCUUCAAGCGCAGAUUUUGUGGCAAAUCUCCCGGAACAGUCGCUAGGUUUUAUGCUUGCCGAUGCAGGCUUCGACGUCUGCUUAUGGCAAACCGAGCCCAGAUGGGACGAAAUCGCUUCGCACGAUCUGACCGCCCAAAUCAAUCGCGUUUUGGAGGUGACCGGGGCUUCGAGUGUAAAUUACGUUGGCCACUCCCAAGGGACGAUGAUCAUGUUCGCAAGGUUAUCUGAGGACCCGGGUUUCCGGAAGAAGAUUGACAAAUUUUUUGCCUUAGCGCCAGUGACAACGGUUGGCAACAUUCGAGGUCUACUCCGGAUUAUUUCCGAUCAUUUUCAACCAGAAUUAAGGUGGCUAAUCCAACUACGUGGCGAGCAUCAAUUUAUGCCCACGAAUUGGUGGUCCCGAAUGACGGCCAAGAUCAUUUGCGGCUCGUUCGCCUUUCUCAACCCGUUAUGCCAGAAUAUUUUAUUUCAAAUUGGAGGUCCGGAAGAUAAACAGUUUAACCAGAGUCGUAUCAUGGUCUAUAUGGAUCAUACCCCGGCUGGUACGUCUACUUCCAACAUCUUACAUUGGGCUCAAAUGGCCCAAUCGGGUCGCACUCAAAUGUUCGACUUUGGAACCCCGGAGAAGAAUAGAUGGAAAUACGGCCAAGAAACUCCACCAUACUACGAUAUUUCCAAGUUUGAUGGCGAUGUUUAUAUCUAUUAUGGAGAUGCCGAUUGGCUGGCUGAUGUCGAAGACGUCGAAGGCACACUGCUAAAAACACUGCCCAACGCCACGAAGCGGCUCGUUACGAAGCUGCACGGCUUCAACCACUUUGACUUCAUCUAUGGUCUGAGGGCAUCUAGAGAAAUCUACGAUGAUCUUAUUCAUCAUAUUACCCCGAAACCACAGCUACGAACGAAUCGAAUUCAU
Molecule: messenger RNA, 1170 nt
Organism: Mesorhabditis spiculigera
Lineage: Eukaryota; Metazoa; Nematoda; Chromadorea; Rhabditida; Rhabditidae
Source: the annotation of a GenBank genome assembly